GGCGCAGGUUCCGUAUCUCGAAGCGCACCCCUGGCAUGUAGCCACCUAGUUCCUCUCUGGAUAACUCAACUGAGCAUCCAAUUCCGUUAUGUCUCUAAGCAAACGACUUUCAGUCUCUAGCAUAAGGAGCGAAUCUCCCUUGGUAUUUGCAGCAGCACCCAACGCCGAUGCCGAAGAAUGGACAAAGACGUGGCAAACGACGCUAGCGAGAGACUUGAUUGACUCACCCGUGGUAUCUGUGGAUGCGGAGACAACCGUUGAGGAUGCUUGCGAGUUACUACUAUCGAAAGACUUAGUAUGUCUUGCAAUAAACAACAGACCGACCAGCGUCCCAGGUGGUUCGCCGUUCGACGGACUCUUUGACUUCUCGGAUGUGAAUGCUUUCUUGACUCUGGCAGCUACCAGACAUAGAUGGUCUGCAGAAGAGCUACGGGAGAAUCCGCGAAUAGACGAGAUAUUUACGGCCGCUAAGGCAGGCAAGGUCCCAGUGCACCUCGUCAGCAAUUUGUCAGAGAAGAACCCUCUAGUGAUCCUGCCUCACAAUGCUGCCAUUGUUUCUCUUUUAUCUGUGUUCUCUACCGGAACACACCGUGUCGUCUUACGAGCGACGCCUCCUUCCACCGACUUUGCAGGUUUCGUCUCCGAUCGCAGUCUGCUCUCAUGGUUCACCAAUCAAGCACAUGAGACUUCAACACUUCAUACCUUCCUCUCCAACUCACUCAGUUCUCUCAAUCUUCCUUCAUUGUAUAUUUACUCCGCUGUGGUCGCGGCCAAGGCCAGUGAGAGCGUGCUCGAUGCCAUGAAGUUGAUGAGUGAUCAGGGAGUGAGCAGUAUAGCUGUGAUCGAAGAAGAGACGGGCGGGCUGUUGAGCGCUGUUAGCGUCACAGAUGUAGGAAAGGUCGUGGUUCCAUCUCAGAGUAAUCAGAUCUUGUCAACCCCACUGAAGCAAUUCAUUUCAAUGAUCAAGGAGCCGGUUGGAUCAACUGAUGGCGCAGACAGGUACCCCGUAUACAGCGUGCUUCCUAGCAGCACACUACUUUAUACCAUGCAGAAGUUGAUUGCAACGGACUCACAUCGACUAUUCGUAACCGACGAAUCGCAAGUUCAGUCUCCAUACUUUGCCCCAAGCCCGACAACAACCCUCUGUGGAAUUGUUUCCAUAGUCGACAUAUUGUCCCUAUUUGCCCGUGUUGCCAAUAUCCCUGAUGUCGACCCAACCCGAAUGCGGCAUCGCCGGGCAUCAUCCACGUCUACUUCAUCUUCCCCUCCUUCCGGACGCUCCCCAGAACACAGCUUUCUGCGCUCACGAUCGAGCAGUAGGACAAGUCUUGGACGUGUUCCUGCGGGCACGAAUAGUUUGAGGAAUUCCGUGUCGAGCCUGGAUUCGUUCCAGUGGGCGGAAAGGGUUCCACGGCCAUAGAAUGUACCAAUAUCAUAUUUUCACUUUUCGUUGGUGACAUCUUCUGCAGGUGUAACUGGCUGCGUAUCUGAAGUGUACUUUUGCUGUAACAUUAUGAGAUCUCAACUUCGAACCAUGUACCAUAAUUGAUGGUUUAAUGUUGCAGUUAGUCACUUGUAUUACUAGCGCCUUACUGUCUAUGAUAGGUUUAGAUCAUACACGAACCUUGUAUGUCAUCAACUGUGCCCAUU
Somion occarium is the source of this 1650-nucleotide messenger RNA. The record is from the annotation of a GenBank genome assembly. NCBI's taxonomy places the organism in Eukaryota, Fungi, Basidiomycota, Agaricomycetes, Polyporales, Cerrenaceae.